AUGUGUGUAGCCAACCUUAACGUCUCCACACAACCAUGCUCGCAUCGCUGGUAUACCCUCGUCAAACCUUGCACUAGCACCACAAAUCUCUCCAACUGCUCCUCGAAACUCGCUCUUGAGGGCUGGGAGACACGACUCGAGUCUUGUCCUUGGUGCGACGACUCGGCUUCUGAUCCCAGCAUUCUCGACGACAGCACCCAUCGCUUGUUUGGCGGCAGUGUAUCUCGCUCCCGCAGUGGCAGUCUGGGCACUUCUGGAAUCGGUGCUAUGCCCAUUGCUGCAGAGAGACACAGGCGCCAGAGCAGUGCGACCAACUCUACAACUUCAUUGUCGAGAAGCAACAGUGGCCGCGACGAUGAUGCAGAGGCCGAAGAGUUGGGCAGAGGUGAAAAGGCACGCAUGAUGAACUGGCGGUUGGAUGUCUACUUGACGGGCAAUGCUGAGCGAAAGCCAAGCAUGUCGCAGGAAGUUGAGAACAUCGCACCUGAAACUUCCGUGCCUGAACAAAGCGGUUUGGCCAGAUCUGGAAGUAUCAGAAGAUCUGGCAGUCUUCUGGGCAGGAAGAUGAAGAAGGGUAUGCGUUUGAGCAAGACCAUCUUCAAGGGUUGA
This is a messenger RNA of Aureobasidium namibiae CBS 147.97, 609 nucleotides long. RefSeq lists its product as uncharacterized. The record is from RefSeq and is a predicted model, not a curated record. The transcript has a single exon. The coding region runs from base 1 to 609 and encodes 202 amino acids. Lineage: Eukaryota; Fungi; Ascomycota; Dothideomycetes; Dothideales; Saccotheciaceae.